Xyrauchen texanus (razorback sucker) is the source of this 9006-nucleotide messenger RNA. Its product is annotated as forkhead box protein P1-B-like. The record is from RefSeq and is a predicted model, not a curated record. Lineage: Eukaryota; Metazoa; Chordata; Actinopteri; Cypriniformes; Catostomidae. The coding region runs from base 3963 to 5954 and encodes 663 amino acids. The transcript is spliced from 20 exons. Gene Ontology annotation, biological process: regulation of transcription by RNA polymerase II. Gene Ontology annotation, molecular function: RNA polymerase II cis-regulatory region sequence-specific DNA binding; DNA-binding transcription repressor activity, RNA polymerase II-specific. Gene Ontology annotation, cellular component: nucleus.
GCUUGUAAUCUGCCAUAAACCCAAACAAAACAAUCAAGACACAUAUUAACAGGCUCAGCAUGAUAAGGAAACAAUCUUCUCAACUGAGAUAAACUGUCUCCGACAGAAAUCUACAUAUGCAGCCCCCCUCACCUUGUAUUUGCUCUGUGUGAGCUCUCUGAAAUCAUCGGAGGAUGCAAGCUACCUCUAAUGUUUCUCUUCCUCUUGCCCAGAGAAUAACCCCUCGAUCACACUGCCAGCAUUCUUUUUUAAAAGCGCAAAGAAAGAUGAAUUUGGGCCAUAAAGGCACGUACCACAAGGGCUUUUUAUCCUAAAUGGUCCUUAGAAUUGUUAUCUAUAGGGAUGGCGCAUUCCCAGCUCUGUCGUGUUCAAUCAAGUGUCCACUUAGCCGCGGCCAGGAGUAAUUGUCCCCAAGUGGGCCACACACUGACCUGUUAAUGUCUGCUUUGACCCACUAACCUUGUCAGCACGUCUAAGAGAAGAGCUUUAAAUCAUUGCGAUCUCGUCCAGCUCUUUCCGUGCUGCCGGGUCUAAAGGGAGUCCACCGCAGGCAGACCACUCCCUUAAAUUGUCCCGUCUUGGGUAGGUUAUUGGGGUUUAGUGUUGAAGAUGGGGUUUCGAUUGGAGGAAGAUUCAAGACUUACAUUAUUUUAUUGUAUUUACUGUGAGCAUAAUGCUUAAAAGGCUAAAUUGCUUGUUACUUGAUCAUCAACCCAAAAGAGUACGUCCCCAAGACUCUGUGAUAUUCUGGUCCCUAGAUUAGUCUAUGGGAUUUUGUUUUUAUCUGUUUUAUUGUCCACCAGGCAAAAAAAUUUAAGUCAUACUACAUAGAAAAGUAAUAGCUUACCUCUCCUCAACAAGCCGCAUACAUUUAGGUAUUGAACAUGUCUGUAGCACAAACGGUGUGGGGUAGGUUAGGGGUAUGUUUAAAUACCUAACCCUAACUUUGAGCAAUAGUAAUCUUGCCCUAGCACCAAUAAUAAUGGUGCUUAAGUGGUCGAACAAUUUUUCACUAUUUAGGGUUAUUUAGUUGGCUAUAAUAGUAUAAAUAAUAUUGAAAAAAUACUUGACAUAGCUUAGAUUCUUCAGAUAAACAUGUUGGUUUCUCGGUUCUUUAAAGCCCCAAUUCUUUGAAGGUUUUCUAAAGUACUUAAGAAAAAGUUAGUUAUGAAAUAGUGUAAUGUCAAAAAUCAAGUAGCAGCCUGUUCAAAAACCUCAGAUUUUUUUUCUCUCUUUUUUGAUUGCAUGUCUUAUUGUGAUAGAUGGGCAGACCACAUCUUUGAGAUUAUGCAAAAACCAAGAGUUUCUUCAAGUAUGCUUCAUCACACACAUUGUGAUUUUUGUCUGUUUGCAGUUGUGAGAAGCUUGAAUCACAAAUAAGUGGCAAUUAUUAAACUACUCUAAAGUGGCUGGUAACUGGCUUCUCUCAGACUAACAGGGAUUGCAAUUUGUGUGAAAUGCGUGGAUUAAAAACACAUGUUAAAGAUGCUGAGGGGUGUUGUACUGCAACUGGUAUGCAACAAGCCACUAAAAUGAACUAGUUGGGGGAAACGUGUGUGUGUGUGUGUGUGUGUUCAUGUGUGGUCUCUCUUAAUCUCAAGGAACCUUUAGCAUCAAAGAAGAUAUUUUAAAUUGAUGUGUGUGUGUGUGUGUGUGUGACUGCUCUGUGUGUUUUAGGCCCUUCCACCUGUUAUUAGAAGGGAUAGUUCACACAAAAAUAAUGUGUGAAAUAUAAUUCUGUCAUAAUUCUCAUGUUGUUCCAAAACUUCCUUCCUUGGAACACAAAAUUAACACACCACAUUCACUUUUAUUUCUAAAGCCAAAUCCUGGACAUUUAGAGGCAAUUUUAAAAUCCCGGCUAGAUGCUUUUUCAGGUCUGAAAAAUGGGACAUUUCUGUAAAAAAAAAUGAUGUAUGGUCACCGUAAGUUACGUUUUUUGUUUGUUUGUUUUUUCAUUGCAUCAUAAAUGCCAUUGACUUGGCCGGACUUUGAAAAAAAAUCCCAUGUCCGAAAGGCUUGAGUCCGAGUCAAGUCCAAUAAAAUUGGACUCAAGUACCACAACUCUACUGUACCUUUAAAGACAGACCUACCAUUAUUACUACCUAUGAUCCAGAGGGAAAAAUCCACCAAUAAGAGAGACACGGCCAACAAACCAUAUCAAAAGAGCCCGACAGCGACUGCCCACUUCCAACAUGCACCGCAAACGAUGCUACAGAGUUGGUCUCCCUCCACUCUAAACUACUUUAUUUGUAUAUACAGUAUCUAUACUUUGCAAUGUACUUAAUAUAUACUGUAUACAUUUUCUACUUCUUAUUAACAACUUUAAAUCAAUAGUUUACCAUUGCUUCUAAUUAUUUUACAUUAUUCAUAAUGCUUCAAGGGAUUAUAGUUCAUUUGUUUGUUUUUUUUUUUUGCUCAAUUACAAAUACGUUUUGCUUCAAAUCAAAGUUUGUAAUGUUGUGAUUCAUCUCUGAUCUGGUUGGUUUGGUUUGGUUUUAUGGCUCACAACGCUUAUGAAGUUUUUUAUGAAAUUUCUAUGGAAAAACUUGGAACCAAGACGAGCGGGCGAGAACUGUUGCGCUCUAUAAACAGCAAUAUUUACCUACUGGCACGGCCUUUAAGAAACUGAAUGGCCAAAUAAAAAGUAUUAUAAAAUCAUCAUUAUUUUCACCAUGUUGUUUAAUUUUAUGUCACCAAUAAAAUAUUGAUUAUAUCAUAAAUAUUGAAUAUACUGUAUUGCCUAGCUCUAUGUUGAAUGCUAUGGCAAAACCAAUGGCGGAGCAAUUUUCCCACACACCAUUAAAAUGUCUCCACGCUGACCACUUUAACAGACACCCCUUUCUUGUUUCCCAUCCUCUUUUUGCCACUUUCUGUUCUGUCUCAUUUUCUCACCACCUUUUUUUCAUCCCCACAUUCUCUUACCCCUCCUUUUUCUGUCACUCUCUUUCUCUCCCUGUUCCUCUCUGAGUGUCCCUUUUAAUGAGAACACACUUGACUAAAUUCUGACCCCUGUAAUAAGCGUUUUACUACGCAAAUCACCUUAACUGAUGGACUCUGCUGAUUGGUCUAAGCUAUGUGUCACUAACUUACGGGAUCUGACUAAGUGUUCCGAAGAAUUCUGUCAAGUGCCUUGUGGCCACAGCAUUUACUUAGAUGAGUCGUCUCGAGUCACUACCAUUCAUCAGAACAGCGCUGCAGAUUCGGGCCAUUAUCAGAUACUGUGCUUAAAUAUCACAAGUGUCAGAAAAGCUUACUGUUAAAAAUCUGAAAAUGUGUUAAGAUGCAUUUAGGUCAGUCCUGGAAUUAUUUUGUCACCAAAUUAAGUAUUUGUGGUCUGAUUUCAUCACGUUUUGCCUUUUUCCUUUCUCUUUUGAGUCAUCAUCCAGGUUUAUGUGGGUUGAGUGAAUCUGAGGGACUUCCCCCACCUUUAGAAAAUGGUAUCAAUUCCUGUUUGUAAUUUUGCUGAUGUUAAUAUGCUCUUAUCUCACUCUGUGUCUCUCUUUCUUCCUUUUUAUCGCUCAUUUCGUAUUUCAGAUUGAGCUGGUUGCACCACAUCCAAUGGUUCCGCCCCUUUGUUCCUGUUUCUGAAUUCUGAUUGGAACAAUGGAAUGUCAAUCUCUCACGAAGUGACUGGCAGAAGAUUCCAGUGGUCCAGCCCUUUGGAUGCUGAGAAUUCAGAACGACCACAUACCUCCAGCCCCCGAGGCGAGAGUCCUUGUGUGUGUGAGUGAGUGAGAGAGAGUGAACUGGGCCAGACGGCUGUUCGAAUACUGCUAGCACCUCACUUACAAUUGGAUAAAGAGGCGCUGUGUCAAGAGAGGGCUUGUGUUAUAGUGUGGAAGGCUGGAAUUGUUUGGAUUUGUGUUGUGGAGCACUAUGUUCAUGGGUCAGGGGGGUUAAACUCAGCGCUGGAAUUGAAGACGGCCUCAAAUAAGCAAGUCCUUGGAGAAGGUUUUUAAGUCAUGAUGCAAGAGUCAGGGACAGAGGCGACAAGUAAUGGAGCGGCCAAUCAGAACAGCGUCCCAUCUUGUGUGGAGGGACACCGAGAAGUUCGAUCCAAGAGUGCCAUACCCUCCUCUGAAAUUACAGUGUCUGACCUUGUGACCUUCCAGCAACAGCAGGCCUUACAAGUUGCACGGCACAUUCUUCUCCAACAACAACAACAGCAAAGUAGCACCCACAAGUCCCCCAAAAACAAUGAAAAGCAGUCUGUGUCGCAGGUGCCAGUUUCUGAUGCUAUGAUGACGCCACAGGUCAUAACUCCUCAGCAAAUGCAGCAAAUCCUCCAACACCAAGUUUUGAGCCCCCAGCAGCUCCAACUCUUACUGCAGCAACAACAAGCACUGAUGUUGCAGCAGCAGCAGCUCCAGGAGUUCUAUAAGAAACAGCAAGAACAACUCCACCUUCAGCUCAUCCAACAGCAGCAUGGCACCAAGCAGCAGAGUAAAGAGGUGUCUGUGCAGCAGUUGGCAUUCCAGCAGCAGCUCCUCCAGGUUCAGCAGUUACAGCAACAACAUCUUCUGAGUCUGCAAAGACAAGGGCUGUUGUCCAUCCAGCCCAGCCAGACUCUGCCUCUCCACUCCCUCACUCAGGGCAUGAUUCCAGCCGAACUCCAGCAGCUGUGGAAAGAGGUGACAAACUGCCAUGUGAAGGAGGAGAACAGCGGGUCCAAUAACGGUCACCGAGGUCUGGACCUUUCCUCCCCCUCCCCCGUUCCCCCCAAAAUCCUCAACCAGCAUGGAUCUACCAAUGGCCAGUACGUCAGCCAUUCGCUGAAAAGAGAGAGUUCAACGUUAGAAGAUCAUUCCUCUCACAGUCACCCGCUCUAUGGUCAUGGUGUCUGCAAAUGGCCAGGAUGUGAAGCCGUGUUUGAAGACUUUCAUUCAUUCCUGAAACAUCUGAAUAAUGAACAUGCGUUGGAUGACAGGAGUACGGCGCAGUGUCGGGUACAGAUGCAAGUAGUUCAGCAGCUGGAACUGCAGUUAGCGAAAGACAAAGAGCGUCUCCAAGCCAUGAUGACUCAUCUGCAUGUGAAGUCUACAGAGCCCAAACACACUCCACAGCCACUGAACCUGGUGUCCAACGUUACCUUGUCCAAGACGGCUCCUGAGGCCUCUCCGCCCCUCAGUUUACCCCAGACACCCACCACCCCGACAGCCCCCCUCACACCACUCUCCCAAACCCACUCCGUUAUCACCCCCACCAGCCUGCACAGUGUGGGACCCAUGCGGCGACGCUACUCAGACAAGUACAACAUGCCUAUAUCUCCAGAUAUUGUACAGAACAAAGAGUUCUAUAUGAAUGCAGAAGUACGACCUCCUUUCACGUAUGCUUCAUUAAUACGACAGGCAAUACUAGAGUCGCCAGAAAAGCAGCUAACACUAAACGAGAUCUACAACUGGUUCACGCGAAUGUUUGCUUAUUUCAGACGCAAUGCAGCAACGUGGAAGAAUGCAGUGCGGCAUAACCUUAGUCUUCACAAGUGUUUUGUGCGGGUAGAGAACGUUAAAGGGGCGGUAUGGACUGUCGACGAGCUAGAGUUCCAAAAGAGAAGGCCGCAAAAAAUCAGCGGUAGUCCAGCUCUAGUAAAGAACAUCCAUACCACUUUAGGAUAUGGCCCUGCCCUUUCUGCAGCGUUCCAGGCAUCAAUGGCAGAGAACAACAUACCUCUAUACACUACCGCUUCCAUCGGAAGUCCCACUCUUAACUCGCUUGCCAGUGUUAUCCGAGAGGAAAUGAAUGGAGCCAUGGACCACGGCAACAGCAACGGUAGUGACAGCAGCCCUGGACGCUCGCCCCUGCCAGCUAUGCAUCAUAUCAGCGUAAAAGAGGAGCCACUGGACCCGGAAGAACACGGAGUUCCCCUUUCCCUUGUGAUGACAGUCAAUCACAGUCCAGACUUUGACCACAACAGAGAUUACGAGGACGACCAUGUGAACGAGGACAUGCUGUAAGCCUGGUUUCUCCCAGGUCUGCUGCCUAAAAGGCUAAACUAACUGCGGUCACCUGCGAGACCACUCCAGAUAUAGCAAGCCCAAGACUGGAUUCACAAUCCUCUUGUUGACAGCUAUUAAAAUGUUCCUAAUUAACUCUUUAGUGCCAUUAAAUACAAAACAAAAUUCAAGAUAAGAAAAAUCUAUUCCAUUUGGAAGUAUUUUUGAUUUGUUUCUACUUUUCAGUUAAAAGACAUGCAUACAUUUCUACUCGUCACUCGAUGAAGAGACAUUUGGUACUGGGGGCCUGCUUCUACUUCCUUUUGGCAAAGUGUCACGGAGACCAGAGUGGACAUGAAAACAAAGCUGAGAAAGACUGGCUCUUUGCCCUCUGAGUCGAAUAAACACUGAUCACGGACUGCAGAGCACACACACACACACACACGCACACACAAAUCAUUGACGCUUUAAUGAGCGUGCCAUUCGCACGUGUGGUGUGUACGUAUGUGACUUAAUUCAUUGUCUCGGCCUUCAGAUCUUCAAGUUCACUUCCAUCGCAGCUGGGCGAUAUCUGGUGUUUUUGAGGGUUCCUGGGCACAUAAUUUAAACGUUCUGUCCACUCAUUACUUUGUGCUGUUAGCUAUAUAUCCUUUUUGUUGGGUUUGUUUGUUUUGGUAACUGAUCAGACCUCAUGAUUAAUGACGUGGAGUGUGCUUAGCACUGGAUGAAUGUGUAACGGUUCUUUCCAUGCUGUUUUUUCUUCUAGAAUUCUUUUCCUUUCAAAAUUCAAACAAAAUGUUGCAUUACCGUGCAGUAUUUUUCUGUCAUUUGUUCCUUCGCAAUUUCUGCUGUGGCAUUUCCCUUGCAUGCAAACUCACACACACUUAAACUCAUGCUCUUUCCCGUUCAUGAAGUCCAUCUGCAAAUGCACUACUCGUAAUGAAGGCUCCCUCUCCACGCACCAAUGAAGUUUAAUUUACACUGGGAAUAAAUGACAGAGAAAUCAGCGCAGGUUAAUGUUUAUCGCUAUGAAAUUAUACUUUCAAAAAUCCCCUUUCGUAAUGAUGCAUGUUAGCGUCAACCAAAUCGCUGAUCGAAACCAUCAUCUGUAUUAAAUUUACAAAAAUGGAAUGUCAUAAUGGAAAUAAGCACCAGAGAGAUAAUUGUUCGACAAAAGCUAAUUGUGAUCCCUUAACGUUAUUGGCGGCAACUUUGUUUUUGUUUCUUUUUCAUUCUAUAGUUUCAAAGACUAACUGGAUGACUUAACUGCAUUCCUGUCAUUUCAGUAUCUGUUUCACCACAUCAAUGAGCAGCUCACCCUCUCUGUUAUUAGACAUUAUUAAUAAUUACACAUGGGAUAAAAAAGUUAAAGGGAUUAUAAACCAAGGCUGACAUCACAGCCAUGACCACUGAGCAUUACAGCACUGGGGCAGCCCACUAUGACCAUCCACUUCUUGCCAAAUCAACGGUUGUUUUCAGGUGAGUUGAACCCAUAACGCAACUCAGAAUUGGAAACUGCUGCCUGCUAGUUUAGAAGACUGGCUCAAUGUUGGGACUGCACAAUGAUGAGAGAAGACUUCAGAUUAGAGUUCUACAAAUCUGACAGAUUGUUUUUUUUUUUUGUUGUUUUUUUUGGUGAAGUCUGCAACCAACCACAUUCUUUGUUAUUUAUUACUUCCAUUUUUUAUGUCAUUUAAAGUUGAUGAUAUGUCUCUUAUCUGUGACUACCAAAGAUACAAGAUACAAUGAGUUGAUAUAUUCUAUGUUCCAUGCAAUAGCUAAACAAAAAGGCCAAAUAUGCUCAGUGUUCCCCACCAUGGCUGGCUAGACGUGAAAAUUAUGAAAUGUUUCGGGCUUUUAGUGAAGAAAUAAAGCCAAAGGGUUUGUUCGAUGGGCAGCUGUAUGUCUUUGCCUAUGACCAAAAUAGGAGAGGAGAGACCAACACAUGACCAAAUCAAAGCAAUGUUGUUUUUGGGCAAAUGAAAAAAGGGAGUGUUCUAUCAGGAAAUGAUGGCUAUAAAGGAGAAGGAUAUGGAUGAAAGAGUUUAAAACUGUGUUCACUGUCUUCACAGGAAAUUUAAAUCUAGGAGGGGGAAACAUUUGCAUAACACAAUAUGAACUGAACAUCAAACUAGACCACACAAUGAUGAGUUUUAUUUGUUCUCAUACUUUAGGAAUUUUUUUUUUGGCCAUUUUAUUCUUUGAAAAGAUUGUAUGCCACUUAUCUUGUAAAAUCCUAAACAAGAUUCCUGAUGUCCUUUGUUAACCUUGGCAAUGCUCUAUGAUUGUGUUUUAGUGUCUGUCAACUUAUUACUUUUUAUAUUAAAAAACACUCCUGUCAAACAAUAAGCUGGGUACAAGGUACUUUAAUGGCAGUUACUAUAUGUGUACAUUUAUCCAAGCAUUUCGUAUUGAUGAAAUGGGCAAUCUGUGGUUCCCAAAAAUGAAUAAAUAUCUAGGCAGCUGAACGAGGGACAGAUUCAAGCUGAUUGGUUUGUUUGCUUUCUUGAGCAGGUAGACAAGACCAUUCACAGCAUGUGUAGCUCAGCAUUACUGAAGAAAUACAGCAUGAGAAACUGUUAGUACGCAUACCUCAGUUCAAACCAUAUAGGGAAUGAGUAAAUAAGAAAAAGAUUUAACAUUUCACUCAGAUGCACUUAGUUGUAUGUCUUGCAUGUUUAGUCUAAAACUGUAGCAAACUAUUUUAAGAAAAAGAUUUCUAAAAAUUAUAAAAAAUAAAAAAAAAUCAGAGCUUGUUUAUCAUGAGGGUCUCUUUGUUUUCUUUUAAACCAAUCCAAACCUCAGGCUUUUUUUAUCGUUAAGGAACUCGGCUUGCUUCAUUAUUAUACUUUUUCUUUCUUUCUCUCAGAUACAGUAAACUGUUUCCAGGACUGUCUCUGCUGUUUUUAGCUUUUGUUGGAGUAGGUUGUACAUACACCACAAUAUAGCUUUCUGUGUCCACUCAUUUUCUCCUUUCCUGAUUCUUUUGAUAGAACAAAAAGUGCUGUUUGUAUCACCAUGUUUGCUUUAUCACAUCUGCUUUGUAUUUACUAUUAAAAAAGACAGAAAAACA